Molecule: messenger RNA, 141 nt
Organism: Gongylonema pulchrum
Lineage: Eukaryota; Metazoa; Nematoda; Chromadorea; Rhabditida; Gongylonematidae
Source: the annotation of a GenBank genome assembly
AUGUACAAUCAGCUGAUAGCAACGAUACUUUUUGGUGUGUAUAAACCAGAUCAAGAGCCUUACGAAGCGAUUCCAACUUCGACCGAAGAACAGUACACCAUUCUGUCGCAUUUAAACAAAAAUCCCUGCAUUACUUUUUAA